UAUGCUCAGUUGGGUGAAACAUUGGUGAACAUAGAGGACGUCAUUUUGUUUUCCCGUAAAAAGUUUAGUCUGUGAAAACUGUGACAUUUCUGCUAAAUAUCUUAUCAAUUCCAAGUGCAAAUUAAUGUCUUUGUGCUGAAGACAGGAAACGUGGUGCAACUUUCGAGGAAUUCCUGCAAAAAAUAAUGAUCUGCUAGCAUUUUUUGGGUGUGAGGUGCUCCCGGAUGAAGGGAUAUUAUGUGAAAAAAGGACAAUUUGCCCUGGAAAGUGCAGCAAGGUUUGAAGUGAAUUCUUUGUGAAUUGUGGAAUUGUGUGGCAGUAGAAGCUGUGCAAAAAAAAAUUAAAAGACGCGUCCUGCCUGUAAAUCAGGAAGUUUGCGUGUGCUUCGCCGCGGAAAGAGGGGGCGGCUGUAAAUGGUGCAAAAGUGAGGGCGGCAGCACACCCCCCUGCCACAGUGUCCAGUACAUAGUUGUGUCGUGAAAAAUGGAGCCCCCAUCGAUGAUUGUGCGACUACUGCACUCGGUGCCCCGUUUCAAUAUCACCCUCCACAGAGUCAGCAAUACAUUCAAUCCCAACAGCGAUUCAUACGUUGAGAGUUUGGGCAUAUUAGCAUCAAUUCCAGCUGCAGUAUUGAUUGUAUCACUGAUUGGACUCCUGCUCUAUUUGCUGACGAGGUGUUGUGAUAGAAAACCACGACGAAGCAAAUCUAAUGCAUGUCAGAAAUGUACAUUGCUCAUCGUAACGAUACUUUGUGGUUGUGCCAUUGGAUUAGGUUUAUAUGGAAAUGAUGAUCUCCACAAUGGUGUUCUGCAGGUGUUUGGCUCAGGUCGGCAGGUUGAAGCAUUGGUGAAGAGUGUUCGAAAUCAAACGGACACAUUGAAGCACAACUUAAAAUCUCGUGUAGUAAUGUCGGAGCUGGAGGAUAUAUUUGACAAACCAACCUCAAAUCAAACUGCACUCACUAUUGUUCUUUACACUGUGAGACAAGUGAAAGAUAAUACAACAUUAGCUAUCAAUGCACUCGAGGCGGUCUCUUACUUCAUCCGAUCAUCCCAUUCAGAAGUGACUAUAAAGAAUGUCUUAGAUACAGCAGAAUUUUACGAAUCAAUUCGAUGGCCAGUGACUCUUGGAUUUCUGGCUGUUCUUCUGCUAUUGUGUACAAUCUUGAUAAUUGGCGUUGCUCGGUCAUCCCGGUGUGCAUUAAUAUUCUUCAGCGUGUUUGGUCUUCUGGGCGUAACUCUGUGCUGGCUCCUAUCCAGCAUUUACUUGGCCGGUGCCAUUGCAUUGGGGGACUUUUGCGUAAAGCCCAAUGAGUAUAUUUGCAGUCAGCAGAAAGUACCGGAUAUACAUUAUACGAAUUGUGGAACGGUUGGAACAAAUCCAUUUAUAUUGCGUCUCAAUGAAUCGCGAGAUAAUGUGGAUCGUGCUAAAGAUGCUCUCCAGAUUGUGUCAAGGAUUUCCAUGGACAUGUACCCCCGUGUGGAUGUGGGUUCAAAGAUAUCCCACAUUCAGACCGAACUGGACAACAGUAAGCGACAAUUGAUGGUGCUGUCGACGAUGCUUGAUCCUCGAACGGUUCAACAUCACUACAAUACAGCCACGAAAGGAUUGUGUGGUGCGAGUCUUUUUGGUCUUGCCUUGAUGCUCGUGGCGAGUCUUUUGUCAGCCUUCUUCCUCACAAUUCUCGUCUGUGUGGAUUCCCAUGCUUGGAUUUAUUUGGCAAAGAAGCGGCCAUAUGGUGACAAAUCAGAGACAACUCCACUGUUCCCAUCUGCAUCAUCUAUGUCACCAACGGCUCCAAUGCUCAGUGGUACCUCCACAAUCAACCGUACAUUGCUGCACCAUCAGCAGCAGAACCAAUUGAGUGGCAUCAAUUCGGCAUCCGGCACAAUGAAUCGAAAUGGCACAGCGGGAUUGAGAGGGAGUUCAACUACUGGCCAUCACACACUUGGUCGACUGCCAUCGCAGCAAUCCUCGUACUUAUCGGGCCCCAACAAUGGGAAAUACGCCACGCUGAGCAAACAGUGCAAAACACUCGAGUCAAAUGACUUUUACUGAGAUUCGCCUGCCUGCACUUUAAAUAAUGCAGGCAGUGGAACUCUAAGUAAAUCCUCAUCAAUCGAACAGAAGACAACACAGCAGAGUGACAAGGACCCCAGGGAUGUGUCGGCGAAUGGUUUCAAUCGCUUUGAUCCGAAGUACAUUAGUAUCGGACCAAAGGCAAUUCGUGGAUCGACAGGAAUGAGUGCAGCCGCAGCCGCAGCCAGCAAGUGUGCUACCCUCCGUCAAGGUGGACGCUAUGGGGGUAGCCUAGGUGGUGGUGGUCAAGCUAAGGCUGGCACAAGUCCCUGUUUGAAUUUUAAGACAGCUCAACCACCUACUGUGGCAACCGUUUCGAAAGACUACACAAAUUCCUACUCAACAUCUACAUUGUCCUACAGUACCACAACGGGUGCACCAAAGAAAAAUAACGUACCCACCGGCGGAAGUGGUGGCUCGAGUGGAGAGCGAAAGGAGGAAGGAAAGCAGCAGCAGGCUGUGUACAGCAUUGAUACGUCGUAUCGGCAGCAACAGAGCGUAAAAUCUCAAGAAUCAACAGCAACAAAGGGUAUUUCAAUUCUCAAUCAACCACUGCCAGAAAUUCCGCAUUCGGCAAUGAAGGCAACGGACACAGCAGCACCGAAGAAUACGCAGCAACCACUCUGUGCGGCCAAUUUGAAUCAGUAUCGCUCCCUUCAGCGCCCCGGGGGGAUGCAUCAGAAAUCAUCCACUUUUGCCAAUCAACCACCACCGCAGCAAACUGUUCCCCUUAAGAGCUCAAUGAAGCAACCUCAGGCACCUGCGCCACCACCGAAGGUGGUACCACCGCAACUACCGCCAAAGAAUCGUCACAAGGAUCCCGAGGGCAAGAGCCACCAGAAGCAAUCGGCGCAAUCGAGCAAAGGGCAAAAUUUCAAUACACUCCAGUACCCGAGUAAACAUCAUCAGGGUAGUACCCAUACGACUUUCGGGUAUGACAAUAAAUCCCGAGAUUUCGGUGGUGGUAGCUAUCAUCAUGGGUAUCAGCAAAGUGGUGCACCACAGGCGACGGGUACAUACGAUAAGAAGUAUUCGAUGUCACAACAGCAGUAUGAGAGCUCACGCAUGACCUCUUUCCACGGGGGCGAUUCAUCGUACGGCUAUCCGAUGAAGGCGUCCAAGUCGCAUCAGCAGCAACAGGGCUACCAGACGAUGCCGCAUCAGCCAAAGCACCAGCAAUAUCAACAGAGUAGUGGUAAAUCCCACAGUCAUCAUCAAUCCACGCAGCAACAGUCGAGCAAACAAGGUGGCAGCAGACGCGAUGAUCCCCCGGUGUACUAUCGCUCCCUCCAGCGUGGUGGGGCAAAUACAGCUGGUGGUGCCCACAAUGAUCUCUACUCUGUUACGGAACUUUGAAGGUAGCUAAAAUACAGCAAUGCGUUCUAGAGGCAGAGGCCGCGCAUUGCUCAGCACAGUGAUAACGACGUACUGUGCAAACCACCAAAUGCAAAAUGGGACAACGUGCACGGGGUGGUCCAGCAUUAUGGGUAAGGUAGAGUGCCAUACAUUUCCAUUUUAUUAUUUAUUAAUCAACAUCGCUACUCAUCUUGUAAAUCUGUUUACCCCCAACGCUGUGAUGCACACCGUGCAAAUUGAAGAAUUCACUCAUGCUUGAUUAAUGUAAAACACUUUAACCUCUUGCUAUAUACAUUUUUCAUACAGAGAUUGUUUGUAGCUAUAUAUAUAUAUUUCUGUGUGUAAUUUGUUCGUCAAAAAUGUGUGCAGAUCCAUUGCACAUGCACAUAAGUUACAAAUUUUGCUGCUUUCACUGUACUCAAGGGACAACGAAUACUCCAAAGUGGUGUACAUUAAUCUUUUAUGCUCUUCUUCUAUUCCCUAUAUCUCUCUCUAAAGUAGGUUUUUGGGCUUUUCCAUGGCAUUUAUUCAAUUACUUUGCCCAAAAAAAGAAAUCUUCUUGCCAAAAAGAUCAAGUAAUUGAUAAUCGUUUCACCAUGAUUGUACCUUGUUGGUUGCAAAGAAUAAAAAAGCAAAUUGAACUUAUUUUAUAAUUUAUAAAUUACAACGAAAGACAUCUUUUCUAAAUAAAUUAUUGAAUUACAUGUGGGUGCACUAUAUCAUUUAAUUAGCAUGAGUGAAUAUUUUCAAAAAUAAAAGAAAUAAAAACUUAAUAAAGGACAUUUUGAAAUUGAAAUGGAAGGAAAUUAUCGUAGAGUUUAGAAAUCAUAGAAAUGAAGUUCUGAAGGAAAUUUAUUGGUAAUUCCUCUCAGCAGUGUAAAUAGUGAUGUUUUUUUGGAGGGAAAAUGAGCGAAAGAGGGAUAUAAUAUGAGAAAUAAAAAUCAUAUUUUUGGGUCAAUUUCGGCAAAAUUAGCUACCUACAUAUAAAUUAUAUUAAGGUGUGUUGCUUUUUUUUUAAUAAAAUUCUUCCGUUCAAAUUUGAUUUCAUAAAUCUGGAGAACGUUCAGGAACUACACAAAAAUAUUUGAUAUAAAUUUUAACAAAAUUCAACAUUAUUCCAGAAAAUAAUUUCCAUGAUUUUUAAAGAUGUAGAAAAAGCAUUUUUUCCGUUCAAGGAGAGUUAUCCGUAAAAAGACAUUUUAUAUACCAUUUGUAGUUUUCUGUUCGAUUGUUUGAUGUUUUACUUGAGAGUGUUAAUCAACAUUUUUUUUGUUGAUAACAAAACAAUUUUCUAAAGAGUUUUUUUUUAUAUAAAUAGAAAAUUUUGAUCUUCUGUAAAGAUUGCCCUAUCUCUAUUUUAUAAGUUUAUAUAGGAAUAAUUUGUAUUAUUCAGGGACUAAGAGGAUUGUAUGGAUGAAAAAUUUUACUUGUAAAACAGUAUAUAUAUAGUAAUAUAAAAUUUAUAAAAUAGCAAAUUGAAGUAAUAGUUGAAUUGAGUAAAAUCGUUGUGUGAUGAUCAAAAAAAAAUUGUAGAAUGAAUGUUAAACGAAACAUUUUACUUGAAUUCCAUAUUAUGAAGGAAAAAAAGGAGUUUCUUAAUGCAUUUUGAUGAUACACUAAAAAAUUGAAGAUAAAUUAGAAUAAAAAUAAAAUAAAAAUAGUCUGAAUUAGUGUUACAUGAAAAUGAGAAAAAAAUAAUAAACUUUAAAUGAUAAAAUAUUAAAAAAGAAAAUCAUUAAAAAAAACAGUUCAUAUAAACUACCUAAUGUAACUAUAGAUAAUAAAGAAUUAAGAGGGAUUUGAAUUUUUUGACAUAUUCUCAUCUUAAUGUUAUAAAUAUUUUUUUUUUAUUUUACAAAAGAGAAAAAAAGAGGACGGUCAAUUUUUUAUAACAACAUAUACCUAUAUUCAGAUCAAAAUUUAGUAAUUGACAGUGAGGAAAAAUAUUCAUGAGAUAAUCAAUAUGAGAUAAAGGUGCCAUUUUUCUUUUUGGUUAUAUAGGUACAUAUUUACAUUUUUUUUAAAUUUUCAAUUUAUUUUAAAGAAGAAUUUAUUGUGUUUUUUUAUACUUUUGAGUUUAGUUUUUGUGUGUAGUAAUUCAAAAUAUUCUAUAUGGUCCAUUUUUUGAUAAAAAAGGGAAAGAGAGAUUAAAAUAAUAUACACCGAAUGAAAUCGCAACACUUUUUAAAUGUGGGAACAUCCUUUUUGUAUUUUAUAAACAUAUAAAAAUAAUUUAUUCUGCAAGAAAAGAAAACUGAUAAAUUUAUAAGUAAUAUUAUGUAACUUACAAAAUAUUGUACUUUUACAUUAUAAUUAUUUUAUUAUCUUUAUAGUAAGAAUUAGCACAAAACUGUAUAGAGCAAACUGUUACCGUCUCGAUAAAUUGCCGAAUGCACAGAAAUUUAAAAAAAAAGCGUUUUUCACAACACACAAAAUACUAAUUUGUGCACCAAAACUUUUAAAUACGCCAAAGAAAAUCAAAUUAAGGAAAAAAAUAAACAUUUUUGGGGAGAUUUUCAGAAGAAGAUUUUUUUAUAGCCGUCAAAAAAUGAUUUAUGCUUUAGCAAUAUAUAUAUUGUAGAAUUUAAGGGGCAAAAAAAGUUAAAUUUACUGACUCAAUUAUUUAUAAAAAUCAAUGGACUGCAAUUUUUAUAUUUGUUUUUUAAAUUACAUUUAGAAAACUCGAGGACUUAUUGCGAUUAGAGAUUGUUUUACAUUUUUUUUAAUAUCUUCAAGAGAUAAAUCUUUAUUAUCUACAAUUUUCUUCCCUUUUUCCUUUUUUGUGAUUAGAAUCUUCAAAAAAUAUAAUUAAAAUUCCAUUUCUGAAUUAAAAAUGUGUUCAAUGGCUCAGAAAUUAAAAUCUUCCUCCAAUGUUCGUUGUUUAUGAUACUUUUAAAACCACCUCUAAUCGCAAUUUGUUUGAGGAUAAAAUUAAAAGAAGGAGAAAAGAGAAAAACAAAUUUUAAUGAAGAACAAGGGUGUGGAGAAAAUACAACCAACCGCAAAAUCGAGCUCAAUUAUUUCGAACAACAUAUUUUGAAAGAAAUGUUGAAGUCAAAAUGAAGCAAAAAAAUGAGAAUAUUUUGAAAGACUUAGAAAAACUAGAAGAAACAUUAACGAGAAAAUAUUGUUAUGUAAUGUAAUAAAGACAUGUUGUGUAGUCCUUAAGAAUAAAUAAUUCUAAUCAACACUUUUUCUCAUAAAAUGUUCAUUUUGACUGCCCACAACGUAAAUUCGAGCAAAAAAACGUACAUAAAUAAACGUAAUAAAACCUUUUUCUCCCUCUUGACGAAUCAAAUACCAGUAUAAAGCAUAAAAAUUGCAUUAAAUAGGACAAAAACAGUAAUUAGAAUGAUUUUCUCUUGACUAUGCAUUUACUAAAAUUAAAAAAAAAGAUCAAGAAUGAAAUUCUGAUGAAAAAAAAAUAAGCAAGAACGUAAAAAGUCAGUAAAAUUCAGUAUUACUGGCUCUAAGAAAAAAUGUAUUCAAAUAAAAAUUGAAUAGUGUUAAAAAUUAGCAGUAAAAAAGUGAGAAAAAAAUCAUAUGAAAUUGAUAAAAAAAAAUGAUUAUACAUACAAUAAAAUAUGAAAAAAAGUGUUAGUAAUCUAAAAUAAUGGAUAUUUUUAACUGAAGUUUGUCUGUAAACCACGAAAUUUGAAGAAAAGAAAAAUAAAUGCAGUCAUUAUUCACUA
Molecule: messenger RNA, 7127 nt
Organism: Lutzomyia longipalpis
Lineage: Eukaryota; Metazoa; Arthropoda; Insecta; Diptera; Psychodidae
Product: protein tweety-2-like
Exons: 8
Coding region: 484-2058 (524 amino acids)
Cellular component (GO): plasma membrane
Molecular function (GO): volume-sensitive chloride channel activity; intracellularly calcium-gated chloride channel activity
Source: RefSeq, a predicted model, not a curated record